This is a messenger RNA of Vicia villosa (hairy vetch), 802 nucleotides long. RefSeq names its product transmembrane emp24 domain-containing protein p24delta8-like. Bases 20 to 700 code for a protein of 226 amino acids. The transcript has 4 exons. The record is from RefSeq and is a predicted model, not a curated record. Gene Ontology annotation, biological process: Golgi organization; intracellular protein transport; endoplasmic reticulum to Golgi vesicle-mediated transport. NCBI's taxonomy places the organism in Eukaryota, Viridiplantae, Streptophyta, Magnoliopsida, Fabales, Fabaceae. Gene Ontology annotation, cellular component: COPII-coated ER to Golgi transport vesicle; endoplasmic reticulum; endoplasmic reticulum-Golgi intermediate compartment.
UCUCAUUUCAUUAUCAACCAUGAAUAUGUUUGUACUAAACACACAACAAUCCAAUUUUAUUUUUCUUCUUCUUGUAUCUGUUGCACUAUUUUCAUAUUCAGUUCAACCCAUGAGAUUUGAAUUUGAUUUAGCACAUGAUAAAGUAGGAAGAUGCUUCUCCGAAGAGAUAGAAAAGAUCAAUUCAAUGGUAAUCGGCAACUACUCAAUCGUGAAUUCCAACAAGGAUAAACCAUUACCCCCAAACUACACUAUGAAUGUUCAGGUUUAUCCACCCCAAGGUACUGUCGCGUAUCAUGUUGCAGAGCGUGUUCAAGCUGGACAGUUUGCAUUUACGGCAUACCAAAAAGGUCGGUAUGCAAUAUGUUUUAUGGAUACAAGUGUUGAUCGCGAAGUAACAUUCCGUGUUGAUUUUGAGUGGAAAACUGGAGUUCCAACGGCAUCAGGUCACCACAAGAUUGCAAAGAAAAGUGAUCUUGAUUGGCUAGCAUUGGAGGUACAAACUAUGCAUGAUACUGCCUUGGCCAUUAAAGAGGAGAUGACUUAUCUUCUUGAACGAAAUACAGAAAUGAUUCAACUCAAUUGGAUAACUGAUAAUCGACUAUUUCUGUUGAAUUUUGUUUCAUUUUUUGUAUGUUUAUUGGUAGCAGGAUUACAAGUAUGGCAUUUGAAGACCUUUUUUGAGAAAAAGAAAAUCAUAUAAGUUUUUGUGUUAUUGCUUAAUUAUACAACUUAGUUUUCCUAUGUGUUGUGCAAAAUAAACUUAUGUCAAUUUAUAGGGUACACAUGAAACAACUUGUAUUAG